ACGGAAGGCGGCUCGGAUAGAAGGAUAGGGACAAUCGCGAUCGAGUCUCUCACUUUCGGAUUUGCCACCACCCGCACUCCUCAUUCCAGAAUCACGUCGCCAUAAUGGCUCCCAGUGCCCACGCACCCUGCAAGGAUAUUAAGCACCCACUAGAUCCCGUGACUGCCGAUGAGGUCCGUACCGUGAAGCAAGUUCUCGCGGACGCCGGGUACUCAAGUCCAGAGCUGCGCUACGCGUAUGUGAUGCUAUUUGAGCCCGAUCAUUCCACGCUGGACAAGUUUGAGGCUGGCCAACUGACAGAGAUCCCUCGUGAGAUCGGCAUGCUGGUGCUCGACCAAGCCACGAACGUCACGCGUGACUUCGUGGUGGACGUUGUGGCUCGUCGUAUUGUCAAAGAGGUAGAGCUGGACCCCAAGAUCGAUGGACAGAUCCCGAUCUUGGAUCAAGACUACUGGGACGGCGACUCAAUCUGCAAAGCUGACCCAGACUACGUCGCCGCGCUGGCCAAGCGGGGCAUUACCGACCUCGACAUGGUGCGCGGAGAGCAGUUCUCGGCCGGUGUCUUCGGCUACGAGGGUGAGGAGGGCAACCGCAUGAUCCGUGUGUUGAGCUUCCUAAAAGUUGAAAAUACACAUGCCAUGUAUGGCCACCCGAUCGAUGGCCUCGUGGCACACGUCGAUCUAACGAACCGGAAGGUGUUGAAGCUGGUCGAUACGGGCUACACUCACAUCCCCAUGGAGUCGGGCGACUACCUGGAUCCCAAGGUCACGGGACCCAUGCGUACAGACAUGAAGCCGUUGCACAUCAAACAACCCGAAGGCGCCAGUUUCACCGUCAAGGACAACAUCGUGUCAUGGCAGAACUGGGAGAUCCGCGUCGGCUUCAAUGGACGUGAGGGACUUACGCUGCACGAUAUUUCUUUCAAUGACCGUGGUCGAAAGCGUAAGAUUCUUAACCGCGCGUCGGUGUCUGAGAUGGUUGUGCCCUAUGGUGAGCCUUCGCCCACGCACGACUGGCAGAACUACUUCGAUGCCGGUGAAUACCAGUUCGGUCGUCUCGCAAACUCUCUCGUUCUGGGCUGCGACUGCCUCGGCAAGAUCCAGUACCUGGACGCGACGGUCGUGGAUGAUUUCUGUGAGCCGUUCGUAAUUAAGAACGCUAUCUGCAUGCAUGAAGAGGAUUUCGGUACGCUGUGGAAGCACACGGACGUGCUGGCCUCACCGCCCACCGGCACGGUGCGUCGCCAGCGUCGAUUUGUGGUGUCUUUCUUCGUGACAGUCGGUAACUACGACUACGGAUUCUACUGGUACUUCUACCUUGACGGCAGGAUCGAGCUGGAGUGCAAGGCCACGGGUAUUGUGUUCACAUCCGGACGCCCGGAGGGUGAGUACGAAUAUGCGACUGAGAUGGCCCCUCGUCUCGGUGCUCCGUGCCAUCAGCACCUGUUCUCAGCACGUCUGGAUGUAGCCAUCGAUGGCAAUAAAUGCCACGUCGACGAACUGGAGGCUAAGCGUCUGCCGAUCAGUCCCGAGAAUCCACGCGGCAAUGCGUUCAUUCGCACUGCGACCCGACUCAAAAACGAGAGCGAUGCUCAGCGUGUAGCUGCAAUGGACAAGGGUCGGGUGUGGCGUAUCGCCUCGAGCGAGGCCAAGAACCGACUCGGUCGAUCCACGGGCUACGCGCUGUUCCCGGAAGGCCAACCGGUGCUCCUGGCUGCUGACGGAUCAUCGAUCUGGAAGCGUGCGAACUUCUCGACCAAACACUUGUGGGUCACUAAGUAUGCGCGCGAUGAGCUGUGGGCUGCGGGCUACACACCCAACCAGCACCCGGGCUUUGCCGGUCUACCUAGCUACGUAAAGGACAACCGCCCAGUGGAUGGCGAAGACAUUGUCGUGUGGCACACCUUCGGUCUCACGCACUUCCCGCGCGUUGAGGACUGGCCCAUGAUGCCCGUGGACUACGCGGGUUUCAAGAUGAUCCCGGAGGGUUUCUUCGACCGCAACCCGACGCUAGAUGUGCCUGAGGACCCGAACGGCAAGGGCAGCUCCGAUCUGCACGGAUGCUGCCAUGCAACCAAAGAACCUGUAUCAGAGCCGUAAGUACUAACGUUAGUGAAGAGGAAAAUAUACUGAGUCGAGCCAAAAGCCAAUUGAAAUUGAAAGAAAAAUGUCAAUGCAUUCGAAAACUUGAAAAACAC
Molecule: messenger RNA, 2197 nt
Organism: Phytophthora nicotianae INRA-310
Lineage: Eukaryota; Oomycota; Peronosporomycetes; Peronosporales; Peronosporaceae
Exons: 1
Coding region: 105-2099 (664 amino acids)
Biological process (GO): amine metabolic process
Molecular function (GO): copper ion binding; primary methylamine oxidase activity; quinone binding
Source: RefSeq, a predicted model, not a curated record